Messenger RNA from Anguilla anguilla (European eel), 1487 nucleotides. Its product is annotated as urokinase-type plasminogen activator-like. Lineage: Eukaryota; Metazoa; Chordata; Actinopteri; Anguilliformes; Anguillidae. The transcript has 12 exons. Bases 114 to 1430 code for a protein of 438 amino acids. The record is from RefSeq and is a predicted model, not a curated record. Gene Ontology annotation, molecular function: serine-type endopeptidase activity. Gene Ontology annotation, biological process: plasminogen activation; regulation of cell adhesion mediated by integrin.
UCCACCUAGCUCAAGAGCGGCUUUAUAAACACUUCUAGCAGCGCUACAAGACAAGAAACGUCGAGUUCAUCUCUGAGAAAGAAACUCCAAAUAAGGAAGGACACGUGCUAAAAAUGAAAUUGUUGCUGAGCUUCUUACUGACGGUGGCCAGCGUCUCAAGCGUGCAGACGGACUCCCUGAAGAGCUGGAAUCUGGGCCGUCAGCACUCAGGUUCCAGGUGUCAGAAUGGAGGAACCUUCAUUUCCUUACGUUAUCAGCGGGGGUACUGUGAAUGCCCCAAAGAAUUCAGCGGGGCGGAGUGCGAAAUCAGCCAACCAGGACAGUUGGGGGUGAAAGAAUGGGGUGAUAUAGCUCAGGAGUGCUUCACUGGUGAUGGGAGGGACUACAGAGGCACGAUUGCCCGAUCAGAGAGCGGGCAAACGUGUCUGCACUGGGACUAUAUCACAAAGACAUAUGGAUAUGGACCUGUUGUAAGAAAUGCAAAGCAUAACUACUGCAGGAAUCCAGACCAGCGUGCCAGGCCUUGGUGCUGGGUUCGGUCAGGUCGGAGAGUCACCGCAAAAUUCUGCAAUGUCCCAGUUUGUGAGGAGGAAUUGAUGCUCGAGUCAUGUGGAAAGAGACCCCAGAAGCAGUUUAAAGUGGUUGGAGGGAUGAAAACCACAGUGGAGUCCCACCCCUGGAUUGCGUCCAUCUUCCAGAGAGUCCGCACGUCCCGGAAAUCCGUCUUCCUGUGUGGGGGCACACUUAUCGCCCCCUGCUGGAUACUUACAGCUGCGCACUGCUUCCCCGAUGGAGCGGCGACCAGCGUCAACCGGCUGUCCGUCUUCCUGGGAAAGAACGCUCUCAACGAGACCGACGACGAGAGAGAGCAGCGGUUCAGCGUCACCACAGUCAUCCCUCACAAGGGGUUCGAUAACCGCCAGGGGAGCUACAACAACGACAUCGCGCUGUUGCAGAUCCGCGGGAGUUCGGGACAGUGUGCGAAGCGGACCGAGUCGGUGCUCACCGCCUGCCUGCCCCCAGAACACCGGAUGUUGCCUCCGGGGGUAUUCUGUGAUGUGGUGGGGUACGGAAAGGAAAGCGAGAGACUCUGGUACAACUCCCAAUACCUCAGAGAAGCCAAGGUGAAGCUUCUGCCUCAGGACGUCUGCACGGAAAAGGAUUACUAUGGGAGUCUGGUCACCAAAAACAUGUUUUGUGCUGGCAGUCCAGACUGGAGCAAAGACGCUUGCAAGGGAGACUCAGGGGGACCGCUGGUCUGCGAGGUCAGCGACCGCAUGUUUCUCUUCGGCGUAGUCAGCUGGGGGGAAGGCUGUUCCAGAGAGCGCCGGCCAGGCGUCUACACCAGGGUCACCAACUACAACCGAUGGAUCAAAGAGAACACCGGACUCGCCUCAAUCACCACCGGAUCCAUGUACCCCCAAAAGUGAACCCCAACCCCGUCCCCUCCUGCCCCCGAACUCGCCCCCCCCUCGAUCCCUCCUGCC